Messenger RNA from Drosophila subobscura, 3026 nucleotides. RefSeq lists its product as uncharacterized. NCBI's taxonomy places the organism in Eukaryota, Metazoa, Arthropoda, Insecta, Diptera, Drosophilidae. The record is from RefSeq and is a predicted model, not a curated record. Bases 700 to 2583 code for a protein of 627 amino acids. Gene Ontology annotation, molecular function: protein dimerization activity; DNA-binding transcription factor activity, RNA polymerase II-specific; RNA polymerase II cis-regulatory region sequence-specific DNA binding. Gene Ontology annotation, cellular component: nucleus. Gene Ontology annotation, biological process: regulation of transcription by RNA polymerase II. The transcript is spliced from 3 exons.
UUUUUUGAUAAACAUGUUUCACGCGGGUCGCGGACAAGGAAAAUAGGGAAACAACGUGAAAAUAGUGUCGAAAACUUCGUUGAUAUAUUUAUAUUUUCGCAAAAAUAUCAUCACCAACAAAUACAAGAAAAUACUCAAAUAUAACACUGUGUCGCGAAACAACAGAUAUUUGGCGCUUAAUGUACAGUUCAUCCAUUGUAACUAGUGCGCGCGCGUGUGUAUUAGUGAAUACCAAAGUGCUGUAGCAAAAUAAAAAACAGCUGCGAAUUACACCAGAGGAAAACUUCACACUCUGAGCGCCCAGGAUCGGUAUCAAAUCAGCGAAAAUCUAAUAUUUUUCGGAAUACGUGUGUGCGCUUGUGUUUUUGUGUGUGAGGGGGCCCAAACAAUUUGCCGCUAAAUAAGCAGCUGAAAGACCAGCUGACACAACGAUCGAUAGCAGUACGUGUGUGUGUGUGAGCAAAGUGUAAAGAGUAGAAGCGAUAAGAGUGGAAACAGAAUAGCAACAACAACAAAGUGCAAGUACAGCAACAAAUAGUGCGACGAGAGUAGAGAGGCUGCAACAAAGUAAAUGCAACAAAAUAGCAACAAUAAAAACACGUGCUUCACCAGUGGCUAAGAGAAUUAUUGGGAGAAAAACGACAACGAAGAUUACUGUGCGAUUUGCGUCGCCCACAAUAAGCCAACACACGAUCAAACAUGUCUGGAGUACCGGUCGCCAUCAAAACGGAGGAAGUCAUACUAGAAAACGCCGAAUACAACAGCGCAGAGGAAUUGGAUGAGGAAUUACAAUUACAAUUAGAGGAUUCGGGCGGCGAGAACACCUAUCACAUUUACACCUCAGAGACGGAGCAUCAGACAAUAGGCUCCCAGCGACGCCAAUCGAAUAUGAGCGGCACAAACACAUCCAAAGGGGGAGGAGGCGGCGGCGGUUCUGGCGGUGGGGCCAUCAGUGAUGGUGAUGGAAAGCCCGUGGCAGACAGCGAGAAGAGGAUUCGGCGGGAGAUAGCCAACAGCAAUGAGAGGCGACGAAUGCAGAGCAUCAAUGCGGGCUUCCAGAGUCUGCGCUCUCUUCUGCCCCGCCACGAGGGCGAAAAGUUGAGCAAGGCUGCCAUCCUACAACAGACCUUCCAAUAUAUUGUCGAACUGGAGAACGGAAAGACGCAACUUCUCACACAAAACAGCGAACUGAAGCGACAGGUGGGCGAGCAUGAGGCAGGCGGCGGUUCGGGCGAAAGCGGUGGCAAUGCUGCCAGCGGCGUCAGCUAUGAAUCCAACAGCAACACAACGGCGGUGGCCAUUAAGAAGCGCAAGCUCACGGAUAAUGUCAUCAGCAUUCAGGCGAUUAGCGACAGCUCUGACGAGGGCUUGGGCUCCAUGUCCCCAGAGCCGAUGACAUUGCUGUCGGCAGGCGGUGCGGCAGUCACCAAAUUGAACAGCGCCAGCAUUAUUGCGGCCAAGGAGCUGCUCGAAAUGAAGAAACAGCUGGAGAAGGAGCGCAGCCUGCGUCGGCUGCUGGAGGAUGAGCUGCAGAUGAUCAAGCGGCAGCUGUACAGCGUGGCCACAGCGCCACCUGGCACAGCUGUGGCGGCUGUUAGCGGCGGCAGCGUCGGCGGCACCUACAUUCCACGUGAGGUCAUCGAGCAUACGGACAAUUUUGUGCGCAGCGAGGAUCUGGAGGAGCUGGGCACCGGCACCGUCUCGUAUGUGGAGAUCGACGAGUUGACCGGACAGCAGCAGGUGGUGGUGUGCUCCAGCAUUGAGGAGCUGGAGGCGGACGCCGGUACCGAAAUCAUCACAGAGGAUCACGUGCACGAGGAGGUCAUACUGUCGUCCAACAGCUCGACGGAGUCCGAGAAUGAGGUGAACGUGAAUGCCAUUGCCAAAGCCUAUGCCGAAGGAUGUACGCCGAGUGCGGCCAUGCUGCAGCCCAUACUGCAGGCGGCCAUCAAGGCCACGCCCAAGGUGGAGGUGGAGCGCAUCCACGAGAAGAUCGUCAAGGUGAAGACGGAGAAGCUCGAACAGCCGGUGCCAACGGUGCACUACCGCCAGAAUCUGGAGACAAUUGUCGAGGCCAUUCGGCACCUCGAGGGUGAUCAUCUCUUCUCCGACGGCAACAACGGAUCGGAGCAUAGGCAGUACAGCCAGCAGAAUCAUCACCACCAGAUCGUGACCACCAGCACGCACCACUCGGGCGUUGUGGGUGUCCACCAUCAGCAGCACCAUCAUCACAGGCUCGCCCAGGAUGCGCCACUCGCCCUCACCACCGGCAAGCAGCAUGCGGCGCUGGCGGAGCUGAGGCCCUUCCUUCAGAUCAAGGGCAACAACAAGGUCAUCAUUACGGCCAAGACGGCAAAGGAUGGUGGCGGUUUGGUCACCACCGGCAGCAGCGUGACGCCCACCGCCAUCUUCAAGGUGCAGAGCAGCGGGAGUGCGGGGAUUGGCGGCGGUAACCAUCAGGGAACAGCCACCAUUGUAAGCGGCAGCAGUAUGAGCGGCGGCAAUCAGCAGCUGACGAUCACCACGGCGCUGAAGCAGUGUCGCCCAGGCGUGAUUGUGGCCAAGCAGCUGCCAUCAUCCUGAUUGCCCAAUGAUGCGACCAAGACCAGCGCCCGACCAGGACCAGCACGAGCUAGUAUUAAAGGCGCUCGAACGGUGGCUUCCGCAACAACAACAACAGCAGCAGCAAAAGCAGCAGCAACAACAGCAAAAACAACCGCAACUAAUUUCAACAAGCAGAGACAUGCAGUAACAGUCGUCGGUAGGCCACCUCCACGUAACGGCAGCAACAGUAACGGUAAUCCAAACACUAACGGUAACAGAAAUGCAAAUGCAAGGGCGCUGAAAGACCCGUUACGUACCAGAGGCGGCACCACCGGCAUCACAGGCAGAAAAUACAUGUAAAAAUUAGUAAAAAAAAAACAAACUGAAACAAUUUUUGUAUUUUUGGAUUUUCAAACUAUUCUUUUCUUCUAAGAAAAAAAAAACAAAAAACUUUCCACAAAAUAGAAAUGCGAGUACAUAGC